Messenger RNA from Schistocerca piceifrons (Central American locust), 540 nucleotides. RefSeq names its product transcription factor Adf-1-like. Gene Ontology annotation, cellular component: transcription regulator complex; nucleus. Gene Ontology annotation, biological process: regulation of transcription by RNA polymerase II. Lineage: Eukaryota; Metazoa; Arthropoda; Insecta; Orthoptera; Acrididae. The transcript is spliced from 4 exons. Bases 1 to 540 code for a protein of 179 amino acids. The record is from RefSeq and is a predicted model, not a curated record.
AUGACGAUAAUGGAGUUCGACGAGUAUUUGAUUGAAUUAGUUCGUUCUCAUUCAGACCUAUAUAAUAUGACUGAUAGGAGAUAUAGUGAUUCCGUUUGGAAAGAAACACUGUGGAAGGAAAUUGGAGAAGAGGUGGGGCGUCCAGGCCCUGAAUGCAAGCGACGAUGGGUGUCACUGAGAGACCAAUUUAGAAAAUGUGUUAUUAAAAAAACAAAGAGUGGACAAGCUGCCAUACUCAAAAAGCCAUGGAAGUAUGAGGAUAUUAUGGCUUUCCUGCGCCCAUACAUGCUGGAGCGGGAACCAGUUUCUAACAUAAUUGUUGAUAUUUGUUCAGAGGAUGAAUCAAACAGUGAGGUGUCAUCACCUAUUCCAGACAUUGAAAAUAACAGUGAUUUGAGUCCAGACGUGCCAAGCCGGCAGAGUCCGGCCCCCGGGGACGGCGGCGUCUUGAUUGUAGAGCAGCGGUUGACGGCGGACUGGACGGCGGCAGCGGUGGCGGCUCUGGUGGAGCUCACCAGUUCCAAGCUGGCGACGUUAUAA